Spinacia oleracea (spinach) is the source of this 778-nucleotide messenger RNA. RefSeq lists its product as uncharacterized. Lineage: Eukaryota; Viridiplantae; Streptophyta; Magnoliopsida; Caryophyllales; Amaranthaceae. The record is from RefSeq and is a predicted model, not a curated record. Gene Ontology annotation, molecular function: protein binding. Bases 268 to 606 code for a protein of 112 amino acids. The transcript is spliced from 3 exons.
UCUUCAGUCUUCAGUGUUUAGUCUUUAGUCUUUACUCUUUACUCUUUAGUAGUGUAGUCAUAGUAGUCAAUGGUCAUUGAUUCUCAAAUAUGGCGUGUACUUAAAAUUUAUCUCAAUUUGGAAAGAUAUGACAUCACUCACUAAUUCAUCUUCUCUUUUAUUUCCAACUUUAUUAGUCUGUUUCCACUCAAAACGCUUCGCUUCUUCUUCAUCUCUCUCAAUUCUGAAUUCUCAAUUCUGAAUUCUCAAUAACAUUAGAAAGUGGGAAUGGCUAAUAGUGGCGAUGAUUCUGACCCUGCUGUUGAUGCAGGCGACACCAAGCUUCCUCCACCGCCGCCCAAGAACGACGCCAAAUAUAUGUUUCUCAAGUUUGUCAAUCAGAAAGACGAGGCAACCUACCUUAAGGUGCUGCGCAAAGCACCCAUAUCAAAGGCAUUCGAGAAGUAUUACCACUCUAACCAUAUACAGUUUGGCAUCAACCGAUUCCUUUUUCAAGGCAACCGAAUUCACCCUAAUUGCUCUCAGACUCCCAUUGAUUUGGGUAUUCAGGAUAGAGAUCAAAUUGAUGUCACCGGCGAGGUUAAUGGAGGUGCUCCUCUUAAUUAAUUGAUGUCGUCUCUACUUGUGUUCUCCAUUUCUGUAACUCUCUUGAUCAUUUAUUAUAGGAUUUCGAGUAUUGAGAACUCUACAAACUCAAUUGAUUUAACUCUAGGAAUCAUGUAUUUGUACUCUUAACAUUAUUCUCUCUCCUCUAAAUUACCACUCAUGAAUUCUGCAA